This is a messenger RNA of Taeniopygia guttata (zebra finch), 1055 nucleotides long. Lineage: Eukaryota; Metazoa; Chordata; Aves; Passeriformes; Estrildidae. The record is from RefSeq and is a predicted model, not a curated record.
CAUGGGAAAGGUGAGGGUGUCUGGUGAGGCUCACAUCACGUCCUUUAUCCUUUCCAAGGGAGGAACAAGGAACAGGGAAAGUGAUGAACAAAGCACACAAUGACACCAGUCUGGCAGUAGGUGAUAAAGGAGAGCAGUGGGGAGCUCAGAGCUAUCCAGCUUCUAAUUGAGGACUCCACUGCGAGCUGAGCGGGAACAGCCCCUUGCCAUGAGCGAGGCCCCAGAGGCACGGAAUGCUCCCGGGGCCGAUGGCUGAGGGAGCCUCGGCGGCUGCUGCUGGAGGAGCGAGAAACGCACAAGGAGCAUUUCAGGCGCUGCAAGGACAGGGCAUUGCUCUGCCUGCUCCCGCCGCUGCUGCCUUUGCCCCCGCCCAGAGUCGCUCCCGGCAGCUCCGUUCUCUCGGGGCUGCCGCGCGCUUUCGGACUCUUCCUCACUCAGCAAACACGCAGCUCGCUCUCGGCAUGCACCUCGCAUGUCUCAUCCUCAGCGUCCUGCUGGCCCAGCUCCUGGGUACCUCGGGGCAGGACACGGUCACCCAGAAAGAUGGAACCGUCACGGUGAAGCAGGGACACCCCUUCCACACCACCUGCAAAUACCAGAACACUAAUUUUGGGGGAUUGCUCUGGUACCAGCUGCAGAAAGGCCAAGCCCCACAGCUGCUCUCCUAUCAAGUAGGGUCUGGCCGCAAGCACAGUGGCCGGAUCACCACGUACCUGAACACCACGGGCAAAUCCAGUGUCCUGCAGCUGGAGGAAGUGGAGCUCUCUGACAGUGCCUUGUACCUCUGUGCUCUGCAAGACACCCUGGUGCAGGGAGCUGCCUCGGCUGUGCAAGAACCCCGGGCAGGGAGGGGAUGUGUCAGGGCAAGGCUGAGCUUGGGGAAGGGACCCUGAUCUCAGCCCUAAUGCUCUCAAGAAUUUGCAUUCAGCAUGUGUACAAUAGUCUGGUGGAUUUGUCUAUGUCCAUACAAGCAGUUCCCCAGUGGACAUUUUUUUGGACUAUUUUGACUCAUUUCCACAUUGUGCAGUCCCUAAUAAAAAAAAGUAUCCCCUGUG